Aspergillus niger is the source of this 393-nucleotide messenger RNA. RefSeq lists its product as uncharacterized. Lineage: Eukaryota; Fungi; Ascomycota; Eurotiomycetes; Eurotiales; Aspergillaceae. The transcript has a single exon. The coding region runs from base 1 to 393 and encodes 130 amino acids. The record is from RefSeq and is a predicted model, not a curated record.
AUGAGAAUGAAGGAACGACUGGUGGAGAGGUGUUGGGGAGGCGCUUCUUUUUCCCACUUGUCCAGGUGCUUUUGCGCUUGUCCUUGCCGAAAACAAGGGCAGCCUGUAGUGCUUUGGGCGGGGAGAAAGCGCGUCUCAAAAAUGGGUAUGUGGCGACGGAAACUGGCUAGGGUCGCUUCCGGGGUGGUAUUGCGUCGAUUCCUGUCACUUUCAACUGUUUUUCCUUGUGUAUCGCCUCAGUUGUUAGCAUCAUUCAUCUACAUACCGAGAGGGGGCAGUCGGUGGGAUCAGCCGGGCAGAAUGUGCUUUAUGCAGCACGUAACUGAGCCGCUUCCCAUUGAUUUGCUACCCAAUCGGGAGUUAUACAUCUCGCACUCUGAUACAAUCACGUAA